AAAAGUGAAAUCUGCGAGUCCUGAUCGAGGGCCAAGCGCCGACAUCACUAAUACUAUUCUUCAACAAACACAAUAGUACAAGCAGAAUGUACACAGUUUUACGGCGAUAACAGAUGCACUUAAAAUGCUAAAAAUAGCUUUGAAACAUUUCUCGUGGCGCGUACUUGCGACAAAGCUAACGCCAUCAUGUAAGGUCGCAGGUACACGCUGACAGCGCAGUGUCUCCGUCUGUGGCGUUCCUCAGGUGUCAGCGUACCUGUAGUGUAAACUCGUUCAGUAAAACAUUCCUUGCCAGGAUUUUGGGAAAAAGGUUGAGCGGAAGUUUGAUAAGGCUAUACAUGUAAACCAAGCGUGCAGAAACUGAACGGUAGGUCUAUAAAGUUUUCGAGCAUUUGAGCAAAGAGGAUCCUUUUCCCUUGGAGUCUCAAGCCAGCCAAGUUGUUUCAGGACGACUGUCAACGUCACAUCCACCAUGUCGUUUGACCUGCGGCAGUAGUCGUUAUCUUUCUAGCAUCUUUGUCACUACCAAUAGAGGGCACUCGCCGACCACGUCUUGCUGUGAAUAUGCACGAUGUUCUCACCAGAGGGUGCGCAGUAACUACGUUCCACCGUUUUUGAGUGGACAUGGCAUUGACUGUCGCCAGCCAUCGCAGACGGAUGCGUCGUGCUGUUGUGAUUCUCUUUGUGGCAGUGAUACUAAUGGCAGGCAGCUACAUCCUGUUCUGGGAAGGUACCAGUGCUUUCCGAAGAAAAUAUUGGCACAGCCAAGACCCCUCCUUACUACAACCCCUGCACCAUACACUGACUUCAUUGACCCUGCCUCCGAAAGCUUCAGGCGAAAAUUUUACAUCUGGAUCUCGAUUAAUCCGGAUCCAAAGAGACGCAAGGGUCAGCAGAACAACGCGGAUACUACAGAAAGCUUGCAGUCGGGAGUGACUGUCUUUGUACCUAAGGUCAGAAGGUACGACCUUUGUGUACCCUUCGCAGUUCCAGGCAACACCACUGCGAGGAUCUGCAUAUACGAUCCCAGGGAAGAUCCCUUUAUCUCCUCAUUCGUACGCGAUCGUGGGACCUGGGAGGCCGAUCAAGUGGCCUUGAUGGCCUAUCUGAUGGGUUUAGAUAAAGACUAUGAAAUGAUGCAACGCGACGCGGGACCUGGACCUGCAGAAGAUGAACAGAACCAAGAGAAAAUUGUACUCGAGGGUCUGGGACCGAGAACUAGUGCCCGGCUUCACGACGCUGGCAUGAGUUUAGUAGACAUCGGGUGCAACAUCGGCACAUACGCACUGUCAGCUACAGUCCUUGGCUACCAGGUGCUGGCCAUGGAUCCCGUAAAAGAUAGCCUGCAGCUCCUGGCCGACUCUCUGCGGCUGAACAACCUGACGGAGCGGGCGACGCUCCUCCUGAAUGCCGUGUCUGACGUGCGCGGACCGGUGAUCGUGGAAGUGAACGGGGAGAACCGAGGCGGCACGUGGGUGCGGCACGCGGAGCCGGGAGCUGCCAUCGACUCCCCGGGCCCCGUCGUGCGCGCGGUGUGUCUAGACGACCUUACGCAGUAUGUUCGCACGCCGCGCGUGUUCCUCAAGAUGGACAUCGAGGGCUCAGAGGAGCGCGCACUGCGGUGCGCUGGCCAGUUCUUUCAGCACGUGGACGUGCGCUACGUGCUGAUGGAGUGGCUGUUCCACCGCAAUAGCAAGGGCGGCGCCGCCAUUAUCCACUUCCUGACGCGCAACGGACUCCUUCCGUACAGUGACGUGCAGCCUGCGAAUAGACAUGUGCUGCUGCCCGAGAACUACCACACCUGGCCGGACAAUGUCUUCUGGAUCAAGAGGUGACAGGAAGAAGGUUUGGUCUACGUGCUAUAUACUUUCAAGGCUAGGUGUGUGUGUGUGUGUGCAUCUCAUGCAUUAUCAACAAUAUCAAAUCAACAAA
Pomacea canaliculata is the source of this 1932-nucleotide messenger RNA. RefSeq lists its product as uncharacterized. The transcript has 2 exons. The record is from RefSeq and is a predicted model, not a curated record. Lineage: Eukaryota; Metazoa; Mollusca; Gastropoda; Architaenioglossa; Ampullariidae. Bases 1098 to 1835 code for a protein of 245 amino acids.